This is a messenger RNA of Aptenodytes forsteri (emperor penguin), 1152 nucleotides long. RefSeq names its product immunoglobulin superfamily member 5 (gene IGSF5). Lineage: Eukaryota; Metazoa; Chordata; Aves; Sphenisciformes; Spheniscidae. The transcript has 8 exons. Gene Ontology annotation, biological process: cell-cell adhesion. The coding region runs from base 1 to 1152 and encodes 383 amino acids. The record is from RefSeq and is a predicted model, not a curated record.
AUGGAGAGGUUCCAGCAACUCAUUUUAAUUCCUCUCAUCUUAACUGCCUCGCUACCAGGUCUUGGCUUUUGUUACUCUAUUAUAAAUGGCCCUACUAAUGCAACAGUCCUUGCUGGUUCAGAAGCCCACUUCAAUUGCACUGUGUCGGUGGGAUGGGUAAUUCUCAUUUGGCUGUCCAAUGGAAAUCCUGUCCUCACUGUCAUCAAUUCUCAAGGAGCUGUUGAAACAUCAGACCGCUUCACCUCUCAAAAUUAUACCAGUAGCAAUGGGUUUACCUCAGAGCUGAUCAUCCACAACACACAGCUGAGUGACUCUGGAAAAAUUGAAUGCAGCAUCCAGCAACUUAGUGAGAGCAGCUUUGCAUUUCUUUCUGUUCAAGUUAAUGGAUCUUUAUUCAUCAAAAAUAGCACCUUAGCAGUAAAAGAGAACAGCACAGUUGAAAUUGUUUGUGAAGCCUUAGGAUGGGCUCCAGCUCCAGACAUUGCCUGGAUGACAAACGACUCUUUCAUUGAUAAGUCGAAGUAUGUUACCCAGCAAAGUCAAGGAUCUAAUGACCUCCACAAUGCCCUGAGCAUCCUAACUUUGACUCCGACAGACACUGAGGUUUUGACUUGUUUAGCUGACAUAGAAGCACUCCCUAACCCUCAGAAUGCAACUGUAACUGUUAUUUUUGUCAACUCUACUAUAGAAAAUGAUUACAGUGAAGACAGCAGAAGCACGUGGGUUAUUGUACUUGCAGUUGUGCUUUCACUUGUUGGUAUUAUUCUUCUGAUCAUUAUUAUUGCGGUCGUUGUACGCUGCUGCUGCCUAAAGAAGAAAGGAUCUACAUAUCAAAAUGAAAUAAGAAAAGUUUCAGCUGAGAAGAAAAAAGAUGGCGAUUUGGAAAACAGGCAAAGGCAUGGUAGCGAAAAUCAGGGAUACAUUCCAGAGGAACCGCGGAACGUACAAAUACCAAGAAUUGCCUCUCUUCCCCCAAUGUCUUCUAAGUUCACUGUCCCUGCUGCAGAUUUACAUACCAGUUCUGUACCAAAGUGCUUCUAUGGACGUCUAGAAGAAGGAGUGAAGAACCCAAGUCCUCCCUCAGGAGCAGACUGGGGAAGGAACGAGGAGACCGUCUACUCAUGGAAAGACUCAUGGAGACUGAAGACCUAA